AUGGCGGCGGAAGCGUCCGGCGCUUCGGCCGUCGACGGGCGCAUGCGGCUUCUGUGCAGCCACAGCGGCCGCCUCGUGCCCUGCGGCCCCGACGGCGCGCUCCGGUACGUCGGCGGCGAGACGCGUGUCCUCUUCGUGCCGCGCGCGGUGCCCUUUCGGGACCUGGCGGAGAUGGCCGGCGGCGCGGAGGUGCGCGCGGUCAGGCACCGCCUCGCCGACGACGAGGACGUGCUCGUGUCGGUCACCUGCGACGAGGAGCUCGCGCAUAUGCGCGACGAGUACGACCGCCUGCGCGCUACGCGGCCGACCGCUGGAUUCCGGGUGUUCGUCAUCACCACCACUUCCGCCGUCUCCGGCGGCGGCGGCGGCGCCCCGCGACGAAGAACGUCGUCCGGGCUUCCGCCCCUGGCGCCGAAGAUGUGGCGCGUGCAGAGCGAGCAGACCCUCACCGCGCGCGCACAACUGCACCGGGGCACUGCCUGUCCAGCGCCGAUGCGGCGCGUCUAG
Phragmites australis (common reed) is the source of this 507-nucleotide messenger RNA. RefSeq names its product protein PAL OF QUIRKY-like. NCBI's taxonomy places the organism in Eukaryota, Viridiplantae, Streptophyta, Magnoliopsida, Poales, Poaceae. The coding region runs from base 1 to 507 and encodes 168 amino acids. The record is from RefSeq and is a predicted model, not a curated record. The transcript has a single exon. Gene Ontology annotation, molecular function: protein binding.